Acanthochromis polyacanthus (spiny chromis) is the source of this 2532-nucleotide messenger RNA. Its product is annotated as SRSF protein kinase 2-like. The record is from RefSeq and is a predicted model, not a curated record. The transcript is spliced from 15 exons. Gene Ontology annotation, molecular function: protein kinase activity; ATP binding. Lineage: Eukaryota; Metazoa; Chordata; Actinopteri; Pomacentridae. Gene Ontology annotation, biological process: spliceosomal complex assembly; regulation of mRNA processing; protein phosphorylation. Bases 519 to 2261 code for a protein of 580 amino acids.
CAUUAGAUAAAACUAACUCAGCUGAUUCUGAGGGUGGUCAGGUGGAAAAUUUUUUCCGAUUUGGUUGAUCUUAUGUCAAAUGACCCAACUAUUUGACGGGCAUGACCGUGUUUUGAUUACAAAGCUACUCAAAUCUAAUACAGUCCAGCUAAAAACACUAAACAUCUGUUUUAAGUAGUACUUGGCAUGUUUCCAUUUUUAAAAAUUUGAUAUCUGAUGACUUUAUCUCUGGUAAAUACCUACCUUUUGACAGUUCCAUAACUAAAAUGCACAGCCACACAAACAAAUCUCCAGAGGAACUUACUAGGCUUCAUGUUUUUAAUCACUUAUCUGUUUUGACAAAAUAAUUGUUCUACCCAGAUGUAAAAGAUCAAGAGUUAAUUAGAAUUGCCUGUUGUUUCUGUUUACAGCCGUAGCUCCCACAUUGCAACAGUCUGUGCAAGUUCAGCUGCAGCUGGGCCGUUUCCUCCACGACUGGUGGUGUCCUCUCGACUGUGCUCUUCUGGCUCCAGUUAAACAUGUCGUCAUCGUAUGCUGCAGCUAUAUCAGCUUUACUUUCAACAAGUUCUUCUGAUCCACCCACCAAACCCGAUCCUCAGCCCGCCCCAGAUACAACAGGGAGUCCCAAACCCAACAAAAAGAGUCACACUCAGCCACCUGAACCUCUGCAGUCUUAUGAGGAGCAACAAGAGAAUCCAGCUGACUAUGGCAUAGGUGGUUACUACCCCGUGGAGAUUGAAGAAAUUUUCGUCGACCGUUACCAAGUGGUUAAAAAGUUAGGAUGGGGUCACUUCUCUACUGUGUGGCUCUGCUGGGAUAUGGUGAAGAGGCAUUUUGUGGCUCUGAAGGUGGUGAAGAGUGCUGAAACAUUCACAGAGACGGCACUGGAUGAGAUCAAACUUCUGAAAUGUGUAAGGGACAGCGACCCCAAAGAUCCUAAACGUGAGAGAAUUGUGCACCUGAUUGAUGAUUUCAGGAUCUCUGGAUCGAACGGUGAACAUGUCUGCAUGGUUCUGGAGGUUCUGGGUCACCAGCUGCUGAGGUGGAUCGUCAAGUCCAACUACACAGGCCUCCCUCUGCCCUGUGUUAAGAGCAUCCUCAGACAGGUUCUGCAGGGUUUAGAUUACCUGCACACUAAAUGCAAGAUUAUCCACACAGACAUCAAGCCUGAAAACAUCCUUCUUAGAGUGGACGACGUUUAUAUUCAAAAGCUGGCGGCCAACACCAAGCUGUGGCAGCUGCCUGUGUCACCUGCUUUCACCAGCUCCUCAGGGAACACAGGCUCCAGAGAAAAACAGAGUUUGUCCAACUUGCUGGGAAAGCUGACUGGGGUUUUCCACACUCUUGGGGAGUGGUCGAGCAAAGUUCCCAAGAGUCCGAUUAAGCGUCUGACGAGGAAAGAUAGAAGUCGACGAGGACAAGAGAGUUCAUCUGACCACAGACGAGACAAACCUCCCAUGUCGUCCUCUGAUGCUCCCUCCAGCACCAAAAGCUCCACUUGUCACUCCAAACUCUCAGGUCCCAACCUCAAAUUAAGGAGACAGACUCUGCUGUGGGAUGACGGACUGGACUCAGGUCCACGAAGCCACAAAGACUCAAUCUGCUCCUGGUUAGACCUCAGCACAGAUGCUCCUGUUUCUGGUUCCAGAUUAUUACAUCAAACUACAGACAAAGAGCCUCUUCCAUCUUUACCAUCCUCCCCUCAUGGCAGCAAUGACUCAGAUGUACUUCUGGACCUACUGAAGCCUCAGAAUGCCGACAAAAUCCAAAUUAAGAUCGCUGACCUGGGAAACGCCUGUUGGGUGCACAAACACUUCACUGAAGACAUCCAGACGUGUCAGUAUCGCUCUGUGGAGGUCCUAAUUGGUGCUGACUACAACACACCAGCUGACAUCUGGAGCACUGCCUGCAUGGCUUUUGAACUGGCCACAGGAGACUAUUUGUUCGACCCCCAGGCAGGAGCCACGUUUUCCCGGGAGGAAGAUCACAUCGCCCACAUCAUUGAGCUGCUGGGAUCUCUUCCAUGCCAGUUUGCCCUGUCAGGGAGAAACUCCAAACGAUACUUCAACCGUAAAGGACAACUGCGACACAUCUCGAGGCUGAAACCAUGGAGCCUAUUCGAGAUCCUGCUGGAAAAGUAUGAGUGGCCGCGAGAGGAAGCUGCCCAGUUCAGUUCGUUUCUAUUGACCAUGUUGGAGCUGCUGCCAGAGAAAAGAGCCACGGCUGCCGAAUGUCUGAAACACUCCUGGAUCACCUCCUAGACUCUAAAUGAGUCCACUGGAUUAUCUCUGUGACAUGGGACUUGGUCAGCUGUGGGAGUCGUCUGGUGCUGGCAUCAUGAGUACAGCUCUCAUUAAUAUUUAUUUGCCUGACCAGGAGCCUUUUUCCCACUUUGGUUGUUUGGUCUUUUAUUGUUUGAAUGGCUGUUUAAUUCAGGCACAGCGAUGACCAAAGACAGGCUUUGUCUUAGUGAAAAGUGCCUCCCAACAGGAUUAAAAAAUGCACAAAUUUCAAUAAACAGACAUAAGAUUG